Betta splendens (Siamese fighting fish) is the source of this 1835-nucleotide messenger RNA. Its product is annotated as histone H1-like. The transcript has a single exon. Gene Ontology annotation, biological process: nucleosome assembly. The record is from RefSeq and is a predicted model, not a curated record. Gene Ontology annotation, molecular function: structural constituent of chromatin; DNA binding. Gene Ontology annotation, cellular component: nucleosome. NCBI's taxonomy places the organism in Eukaryota, Metazoa, Chordata, Actinopteri, Anabantiformes, Osphronemidae. The coding region runs from base 748 to 1386 and encodes 212 amino acids.
UGUGUUAAUAAAUACAUUUAAUAAGGGGCACAAAUAAUAAAGACAAAACAUUAACUAAUAAUCACUGCAUGACAGGACAAAGCAGCUAACACGAAAGGCUAAAAGCUGAAUAAACAAACAGAAAUUACACAAACCCAAAGACAACAAAAAGAUAAAUCUUACAUAAGGACUGCACACACAGGUGACAACAACAAUACAACAUCACAAACAAAGCACAGACAAACCUUCGUCAAACUCAUCGUCUUCAUGAGUAUCGUGUGUUUGCUGCCACAACAAAAACUUCCGUUUAUUUCAACACGACCUUCGACUGAUGCUGGUUCGACUUUCACUCUCUGAACCAACAUGUGGAGCAGCAGGAAAACGGUUCUGGUGGUGGUUCGAUCCAGUUUCAGUGAAUUUAGGACAGAAAUGAUCAGAGUAGCGCUGCUCCGGACGCGAAGUAGCUGAGUUCUGAAGGCUCCAUAGACGGAACGCAGCCACCGACCGAGCUCCACACGAUCUGGACAUGAAGACACACGUGUCCGCUGUCGGCUCCCUUCACUGUCCGCCUUCAGCGCUUCUCUCUCGGUGACUUUUAGCGGUUUAAUCGGUACAGAGAAAACACAAGUGUCCCGAUGUCACAGCGCCCAGAUGAGCUCGGGCCGACUGAGUCUCCACGGUUCUCAUGUUGUGUUUAUGGGCCGCCUCCUGAUCGGGAUUCUUUACACUCUGACUCUAGUAUCGUGAGGAGGAAGCUACUUUGACAAAAUGGCAGAAGAAGCUCCAGCUCCAGCACCGGCCAAAGCCGCAAAAAAGAAGGCCACCAAGCCCAAGAAGAGCGGCCCCAGCGUGGGCGAGCUGAUCGUUAAAGCCGUAUCCGAGUCCAAGGAGCGGACCGGCGUGUCCAUUGUCGCCCUGAAGAAGGCUCUGGCUGCCGGAGGCUACGACGUAGAGAAGAACAAUUCUCGGGUCAAGAUCGCUAUCAAGAACCUAGUCAGUAAAGAAAUCCUGAUCCAGACCAAGGGAACCGGCGCGUCCGGCUCCUUCAAGAUCAACAAGAAGACCGACACCAAGCCCAAGAAGACAGCGGCCAAGAAGCCUGCUCCCGCAGCCAAGAAGCCCGCAGCCAAGAAACCCGCAGCCGCUAAGAAGCCCAAAGCAGCGGCAGCAAAGAAGCCGGCGGCCGCUAAGAAGUCCCCGAAGAAGGCGAAGAAGCCCGCAGCGGCCAAGAAGGCGGCCAAGAGCCCGAAGAAGACGGCAAAGAGCCCGAAGAAGACGGCAAAGAGCCCCAAGAAGGCAGCAAAAAGCCCCAAGAAGGUGGUGAAGAAGGCCGCUGCUGCCAAGAAGGCUCCGGCCAAGAAGGCAGCGAAGCCCAAAGCCAAGAAGACCGCGGCCAAGAAGAAGUGAGCGGCUCGGUCCACAACGGUUCUGACACAAAGGCUCUUUUCAGAGCCAACACUUCGACUGGAGAGCAAAUCCUGUUCAACAGCGGGAAGACGCAGUAAAGCAGAGUGUGUUGUGACUUUUACUUUUACUGCAUUAAGUUUCACAACAUACAAGAACAUCCAUCAACACAAUAUCCAAAAAUGGAAAUUCACAAUAAUAACAAUAAAAGCAAAGGAAGCAGCAACACCGUCAUAAUUACUGGCCUACUACACACUUUAACUAUAUUGAGGGGAUUUUUUUCUGUCUUCUCCCUAUCUCUCUCUGUAUUUGCACUGUGUAAUGAUGUUUUAGUACCGUGUUACUUAUUUUCUAAAGUAGCGAUGAGUUCCAGAUGUUCUGGUGACCAUUUCUCUUCCAGUGUUUCAUACAUUAUGAACGUGAUGAUGACGAUCCACAGUAAAUUUCUUAUA